AUGGCGGCCCCGGAGACUCCAACUGAAAUUGCCCUGCCAUCGGCCGAGAUCGAGGAGUUACCGUUCACCACAACUCUACCAGUUCAUGUCCAACGACUCAUGUACGGAGGCAAAGUGAUCAAAUCCCGAUCACAGUGCCGAGGAGAUCCCCAAGGUAUGUUAACAUUUACUGACCUAAAAGAAAGUCUGAAAGAGCUGCCAAAACCCCUACCUUGGCUGAAAGGAAAGAGCGAAACACACAUUUCCAAGAGGGAUGAGAAAGAGGAACGCCUAAAAGAAAACACACCAAAGCUGAGACUUUCAGCUUCAAAAUUCGUUUCAGCGUCACCUAGCAGGGAGCACCCAAUAUCGAAAAGGUACAAGAUGGAUAAAUCCUUGCAGUUUGAGAAAAUGAUCAGUCAAAACAUCAACAGAAAGAUCGCGUUUGUUCCGCUUCCCUUGGAUACCCGAGGCAUGCCUGCCUAUGUGGUAUCCCGCCUAGAGACUGCCUGCAGGUCGGCUCGCUACGAGCUGCCAAUGAACAAGUCCCACCUUGAGAAAAUGACCCCACUGGAGUACCUUACAACGUACACACGUCUCUAUAAGGAGCAGAGGGACCGCUACAUGAGGAUAUAUAAGAAAUUCAAACAGAAGCACAAUGAUUACGUGGAGUACAAUAACCUGUACCCAGCCUUGAACUCCAUGUUUGGUGGCUUCUUGAGUAAGAUGAACUUUGAAAUCCUCUCUGUGGCCUUGUUCCUCGAUGAUUCGAUGACCUUUGACCCCAACCCUUUUAUUGCCAUCUGCACCUUCACGGACAGGCUGUACUGGACAGCCUACAUAGAGGGCUCCAACACGUUUAACUACUGGGCCCCAAACAGAUCAGCAAUAGAAGUAAUCGAUUUUCUCAACUUAAAGUGGAAACUGGAGGGCCUGAAAAUUAGCAAAGAACUACAAUGUUUGCUGCAGUCUUUAGCCUAG
Messenger RNA from Candidula unifasciata, 960 nucleotides. The record is from the annotation of a GenBank genome assembly. Lineage: Eukaryota; Metazoa; Mollusca; Gastropoda; Stylommatophora; Geomitridae.